Oncorhynchus nerka (sockeye salmon) is the source of this 1852-nucleotide messenger RNA. Its product is annotated as hairy/enhancer-of-split related with YRPW motif-like protein. Gene Ontology annotation, molecular function: DNA-binding transcription factor activity, RNA polymerase II-specific; protein dimerization activity; RNA polymerase II cis-regulatory region sequence-specific DNA binding. Lineage: Eukaryota; Metazoa; Chordata; Actinopteri; Salmoniformes; Salmonidae. The record is from RefSeq and is a predicted model, not a curated record. Gene Ontology annotation, cellular component: nucleus. Gene Ontology annotation, biological process: anterior/posterior pattern specification; circulatory system development; Notch signaling pathway.
AAUGUGGAUGGGUCGGUGGGAGAACUGAGAGAGAGGACGGAAGAGAAGAGAAGAGAGAAGGGAAACAUUCCCCCUUGUCCACAUUAAAGACAUAAAAAAGAAAACAAACAGAAAAACAUGCCUGACAUGAAGAGGCUGGUUUCCGCGGCGACAGCACAAUGGCUGCCUGUGGCUCUUGGGGGCCUCGCCGGCAGUCAGGGACCUGGCACCAGUGAAAGUCACCGCAGCCACAUGAAGAAGAGGAGGAGAGAUGAAGACAUCUCAUAAUGACUAUAGUUCUCCAGACUCUGAUGACAUGGACGGGCUGAUCGAUGUUGGACAGGAAGACGGCUCCUGUCCAGUCACUGGGUCCAUGUCCCCAGGUAGCAGGUCCCAGAUUCUGGCCCGGAAGAAGAGAAGAGGGAUUAUAGAGAAGAGGCGCAGAGACAGGAUUAACCACAGUCUAUCAGAGCUUCGGAGACUGGUGCCCAGCGCCUUGGAGAAACAGGGCUCCUCUAAGCUGGAGAAAACAGAGAUUCUGCAGAUGACGGUGGACCACCUUAAGCUGCUGCAUGCCAUGGGGGGCAAAGGGUACCUUGAUGCACGGGUCCUGGCUGUGGACUAUAGGACCCUGGGAUUCAGACAGUGUGUAGGAGAGGUGGUUCGGUACCUGGGCUCUUUAGAAGGAGGGGUGGACUCCCCGGACCCUAUCGGAGCCCGCCUGGUCUCCCACCUCUCCCACUGCUCCAGCCAGCUGGACCCCCUUCUCCUCCAGUCGCCCCCCACCUCCUCCUCCCUCCCUUUUCCUCCCUGGCCGUGGAUCUCCUCCUAUCACCAGAUGUCACCUGUCUCGUCUCCCACCUCUCCAUCUUUCUCCGCGAGGCGGAGGGAGCUGACACGCCUGGGGCGUGGGUGUUAUCCAUCCCGCUCAGCCGACACCCUGUGUCUCGCCCCCCUGGGGUGCCAACAGGGGUCCAUGCUCGCCCCUGCCUUGGUGUCUGGGCUUCGCAGGGUGCCCUCACCGCCCCCCACUCACAGACUCACUCAGCAGUCCCCUGGAGCCUCAGUCCUCCUCACCUCCUCUUCCUCCUCCGUUCCCAGUGCUCCUCCACAAGUCAGACCCUUUGUCCCUCUGGGGUCUCCCGCGGGUCAGGGCAGGGCCAAAGCUGCAAAGACCUGGGGGACUGAGAUAGGAGCCUUCUGAUCCAGAACCUGUCAACAAGAUGCACCGUGUAAAGUUUGCUCUUAACCACAGAUCUGGGAUCAGAUUACCCUUAACCCAGUGAAGGCUGCCGAGGGGAGGACGGCUCAUAAUAAUAUCUGGAACGGAGCAAAUGGAACAGAAUUAAACACAUGGAAACCAUAUCUCGCUCUCUGCCUCUCUCUGUCUCUCUCUCUCUCUCUCUCUCUCUCUCUCUCUCUCUGUCUCUCGCUCUCUGUCUCUCUCUCUCUCUCGCUCUCUGCCUCUCUCUCUCUCUCUCUCUCUCUCGCUCUCUCUUUCUCGCUCUCUCUCUCUGUCUGUCUCUCUCUCUCUCUCCCCCUCUCUCCCCCUCUCUGUCUCUCUCUCUCUCUCUCUGUCUCUCUCUCUCUCUCUCUCUGUCUCUCUCUCUCUGUCUCUCUCUCUGUCUCUCUCUCUCUGUCUCUCUCUCUCUCUCUGUCUGUCUCUCUUUCUCUCUCUGUCUCUCUCUCUCUCUAGAGGGAGACACGGCUCUUCUCAGACUGUUGCUGUGAACUGAACUGUAUUUUGUGCUGUGAUGUUUUGAUUUGUAUAUUUUAAAUAAUUUACAUACAUUUUAUUACCCUGAUUGAUUCUGUUUUCAUUCAAAUGGAAUGGCUGAUAAAAAUUGUAUCUAAAUAAAGUGUCAGAUAUUCA